AUGAUAAGUGAGAGAGAAAAAAUCGGAUAAAUAAUUAAGAGAAAUGUAAAUUAUCUUGCUUUUCUUUACAAAAAAGGUAAUGAAAGAAAUCUGUUAAAUAAAUGGUUUUAAGACUCUAUCAAGAACUACAUUUUAGAGUAAAUAGCAAGUCCAUUGAUAUCAAAAUAUCUUAAUUUUAACACUUCUGCAAAAGUUAAAGAUUUGAUUCUAAAAAACGCUGAUAAAUCAAAACCUAAAUAUAUGGGCAUUAUAGAGCAAUACUUCUUUUAUAUUAAUAAAUACAAACAAGGAGAUCGUUUCAUACAAAAACUUAAUGCUGUAAUUUGUAGUCCAAUAGAUUACUCAACCAGAUAAUUUGUACAAACAUAUAACAACGAAAAAAAUAUUCGCAAAUAAUUUGUCUGCUACCUCAUUUUACGAUACUUUGAAUCAUAAAACAAAUGCUAGUUUCCCUCAUUUUACGAGUUAUGGAAUUUCUGUUUUCCUGAAGAUAUUCAAACUAAAAAAAAACUCACUAGAUUUGACAAUUAUGUUGAAAUGAAAAAAUCAAAAGGCACAAUAAAAAAAAAUACAACUAACUGCAAUUCGUUUUAUUCUUCUGACAGCUUGUUAAAUAGUAGUAACACUUCUUUAUUUGCUAACAAAGCACUUUGCUUUAAUAAUUAAUCACCUUCUAAUUAUAAUUUUUAAACCAACAUUUAAAGUCUAUAAUUUGCAAAUAUUUAUUCUAAAUAACAUGAACUGAAAUAUGAAGAAGAUAGUUAUUAUAUAUAAAAUAUCCAACAUUAUCCUAUAAAGUAGGAAAUAAAUAACCACAUAUUUGAAGAUAACCAUGAAGAAUUAGAUAAAGAAGAACCGCAUGAUAUCUUCUAGUAGCUCCCUUCAUAUUAAAAAAAUGAAACUAAAAAUAACUACUUUUAAAAUCAAUUCUAACAGCAAAAUAAAAAUGAUUCUCUAUACUACUAACCACUACAAUAAGAUUAAAAUUAAUUUUAAUUUCAAAACUAAUAAUCAUACUUACCUAUUUACUAAACUUAAUACUAUUAAGAAUUUACUUAGCCUUUAUAAAAUAAUAUCAAAUAUUAACUUUUCUAUUAAUGA
This is a messenger RNA of Tetrahymena thermophila SB210, 1101 nucleotides long. RefSeq lists its product as hypothetical. The transcript has a single exon. Lineage: Eukaryota; Ciliophora; Oligohymenophorea; Hymenostomatida; Tetrahymenidae. The record is from RefSeq and is a predicted model, not a curated record.